This is a messenger RNA of Trachymyrmex cornetzi, 2175 nucleotides long. RefSeq lists its product as uncharacterized. Lineage: Eukaryota; Metazoa; Arthropoda; Insecta; Hymenoptera; Formicidae. Bases 600 to 1043 code for a protein of 147 amino acids. The record is from RefSeq and is a predicted model, not a curated record. The transcript is spliced from 3 exons.
GACAGUCUAUGUAUAAAGUUCCGAAGACGCGUAUAUAACUCGGUCACUGAAAGAGAGAGAGCGCGCGGGCGCGUGUAUCCUGAAUACCUAUAUACUCCCUACUGUGUGGGGUUGGUACUCAUCUCGAAAAGUGGGAAAAGAGAAGCUAAAAGAUCGAAAAAGAGCUAGCAUCCCCGACGCCUGAUCUCAUCUUUUUGGGUUUGGGCUUUAAUUAACAUCGUCGCACUAUACGAGUUAACAUCCCCGCUUGAGAAACUUGUCUGCAGUUCUCCGAGUUUUUCUCUCUCUCUCUCUCUCUCGGAGGCGUACGUGUCCGUUUCAUUUCGCGCCGCUUGAUCACGCUGCCGCUCGCAGUGUGCUGUGUACGCUCACGUAUCGAACGCGCGCGUGCAAUUCGCCAACGUGCAAUUUCAAUUCUGAUUCCGACUGAUCGACGCUACGACGCGACGCGACGCGACCGCAUGAGGAUCGAAGACGAGCACGGACAAAGAUAUAUUUUGCAGCCGGUAAUAUAAUAUACCUAGAUUAAUUCGGAAGGCAAGCUUGCGAUCGUCUCUCCGAGAGUCUCGACACGUACGUUGCCUUAUACGUAGGUACAAAUGGAAAUGCAGUCGAAUCCAUCGCGCGCGAAAGCGAAAACCAGUCAUCACAACGUCAGAAUAUUCCUCGUCGUCACCCUCGCCGUUACAUUAUGCUACCCAGCUCUCAUCGAUACGGCGGCGGUGGUCCGUUCCGAGAAACAGUUGCAGCGGGUACUGUUACGAGACUUAACAAACGUCAGGAUUCCACGAGCUACAGAAGAUAGCGACGAGGAAAACGCACCGAGACGAAUUUGUCAUAAUGCCCCCUGUGGAUGGGUGGUCUACAACCCUUAUACGCGUAACAUUGAGUAUUUCAUGAGAAACACUUGUGAAUGCCCGGAUGAGAGUUACAAGUGCGUGCGCGUUGGAGACGAUCUCUCCGCGAGUGCGUACGUCUACCGUUGCCGCCAAAAUACGACAGCGGAGGACAUUGAGUCUCCCUCUCUCGAUGACACCCUCUGAGACGAGGUCGGCAUCUCAUUACUUCGCCAUCGGUACCUUAUACUUAUACCACUUAUGUCACGCCAAAUCUGCAGUUACCGCCAUCGUCGUCGUGAUGGUUUUCACGAUUCGUCUGAAUGACUCCAGCUCUUCGAGUUUCCGAUAAUACAUCUUUACCGUACAUUUUCAAUGAAAAAGUGACCUGCACCGCACCAUUUGUUUUGUUACAAAGAAGAUUGUGAUCGAACGAUUGUUACUCGCGAUCGUGCUAAAGUGAUCCUUAUUAUACAUAUAUAUAUUAUAUAUGUAUAAUGUCAGAAAUUGGAAUGAUUACAGGUAUAAACGGCGCACUACCACCAGGCGCGACAGUCUGGCCAUGCGAUAGUGAAUUCCCUUCCAAUUGUCGGCUGGAUUAACAAUUUUACAAUCAGGAAUAAACUUUUAAUACGAUACGUAUGUGCAUAUAUAUAUGCAUACAUAUGUAUGUAAAAAAUGUUACAUGUUAUUGUUAGAAUUUUUGAUACAUGAUUAAAUUUUCCAAUUCUUGGAAAUUCGCGCACUUGGUCGACGCUUGUCGCGUAUACGAUUGAAAACCUAACGAAUAGCAGCAAUUAAAAAUCAAUUAAUUCAUAUCGAGCCAUGUGGUUUAUAUACGUAUAUUUUUAAUAUCUUUAUAUCUCUUAACUUUACUUUUGUUUACAUUAUUGCAAUGUAUAAUGUAUUUCAACUUUCAUACUCAUAUGUGUAUAUCGAUUCAAACUCGUCUUUCAGAAUCGAUUUGCGUGUAAAACAUAUAUGCCACACCAACAAUCUUAAAAAUUCUCGCUUACUUUUGGUUUACUCCCAACAUGUAAAAUUGUUAAAUUGUUUAUAUUAUUACAUUCAGCCAAAAAUCAGUUACUCAGCCAUUUGGUCAACAGACAAAUUUCGAUCCUCAUAUUUGAUUUGGCAGAAAGUGUAAAAUCGAAUCCAUUAAUUUGAUAUAUUUAUUAAAUGCGUUAAAAAGCUAUAAAAUGAUAUGGAUGAAUACGGGCCUUUGACAACAUUCGCGAUAGCACUUUUCUUACAUUUUCUUACCUUUCUUUGUACUUAACCAAAUAUCAAAAAAUAAUUCUCUUUUCAUAUAAUAGUUGUAGUAGUAAUAGUAGUAGUG